CGCCUGCAGCCAGUAGGGAUCCGCUAGAGUAGCUAAACCCCCUUCAGUUUUUUUUUUUUUUUCCAAGAGGUUUGUGCUAAUUGGCCCGGGCUUGGUCCCAGUGCUACUGUGUAAAGCCAAGGAUUCCUCCAGCGGUCACUCAACUCGGGCAUUCACAAGUUUAAGGACUUGACAAAAGCGGGUUGUCCUACUUGAAUCUGGCUCUGCUAACGACACUACACUGGGGACAGAACAGUUAAAGCAGCAGAGUUAACGAUUUUAUCUUGAGUGAAAGCUUUUAAAAAUUUGAAAUUAUUACACGGGGGUUCAGCGCACCGAACUGGAUUUGAUUUGCGCUUUUUUUUUGUCUUGGUGCAACAUGUUGUCCCCUCGGAGCUGCAGAAGCAGGGCUUCUCGUUAUAUCGGACAGACAUGUUCUCUCUUCGCUGUACUGUCAGGGAUUUUAGCAGGGCUGGGCAGCUGCACGACAUACGGAUUCACACAAGGGACCCCUUUUGAAGUUGUCCACCCUGUUAGAGUGGAUGAAGCUGGGCAGUUUGUCUCCCACUCUGUGUCCCGUCGGGUGAGCAGGAUUCACAAGCGGGACCUGAGCUCCGAGGACAGCAUCAGUGCUCCUGUUUACUACAAGCUCCAGCACAGCGGGCAGGACCUGCUGUUCAACCUGAGCAGAAAUCCUCACCUGCUGGCUCCCGGCUUCGUCUCUGAGAGAAGGUACGGGGGCCUGGCUGGGGCCAAGAUUCGAACCCACAGCCAUUACUCCUGUCAAUUCAUUGGAGAGGUGCAGGGCCAGGCUGCCACCAGGGGGAAGGCGGCUAUCAGUACCUGCAACGGGCUGAUGGGUGUUUUCCAGCUUUCCAAUGAAGACUUCUUUAUCGAACCUCUGGGAGGAGAGGGGCAGGAGGAUGGAGCAGCACAGCCGCAUGUUAUAUACAAACGGCACGCCGCUGAGAGGGGAGGAGAGAGAGGGAGUGAGCCACCCCGCCAGAGCAGCGUCAGCGAGGACCCCAGCGUUAACGGGACCUGUGGAGUGAAAGAGUCCAGGAGGAGCCGGGAGACGACGGAGAAGAGGAGGGUGAAGUGGGAGCAGAAGCAGCGUCGGCACAGGCGGAUCCGCCAGCGCUCCAUCAGCAAGGAGAAGUGGGUGGAGACGCUGGUGGUGGCCGACACCAAGAUGGUGGAGUACCACGGGAGCGAGCAUGUGGAGGACUAUGUGCUCACCAUCAUGAACAUGGUUGCAGGAUUGUUUCAUGAUGCCAGUGUUGGAAACUCCAUCCACAUUGUGGUGGUUCGUCUGAUCUUACUGGAGGAAGACGAGGAGGACCUCAAAAUAACCCACCACGCGGACAACAGCCUCACCAGCUUCUGCAAGUGGCAAAAGAGCCUAAACAUGAAGGGAGACGCCAACCCCACACACCACGACGUGGCUGUGCUGCUCACCAGGAAAGACAUCUGCGCUGCCAUGAACAGGCCCUGCGAGACACUGGGUCUCUCCCACGUGUCGGGCAUGUGCCAGCCCCACCGCAGCUGCAGCAUCAACGAGGACACCGGACUGCCUGUGGCGUUCACCGUGGCACAUGAACUUGGGCACAACUUUGGGAUUCAGCAUGAUGGGAGCGGGAAUGACUGUGAGCCGAUUGGGAAAAGACCUUUCAUCAUGUCUCCACAGCUCCUGUACGGCAACGCCCCGCCCAGCUGGUCCCGCUGCAGCCGGGAGUACAUCACCCGCUUCCUCGAUCGAGGCUGGGGGCUGUGUCUGGACGACCCCCCGGUCCAGGACGUGAUCGAGUUCUCAGCAGUGCCCCCCGGAGUGCUCUACGAUGCUGCUCACCAGUGCCGCCUGCAAUACGGCUCCAGGUCUGUCUUCUGCGACGAUAUGGAUAAUGUCUGCAGCACUCUGUGGUGCACUGUGGGUAACACCUGUCACUCAAAGCUGGACGCAGCGGUGGACGGAACGAAGUGUGGCUUAAACAAGUGGUGCUUCAAUGGCGAGUGUGUCGCUGUGGGGUAUCGCCCCGAGAGCGUCAAUGGGGGCUGGGGGUCUUGGAGCAGCUGGUCAGCCUGCACUCGGAGCUGUGGUGCUGGGGUGCAGAACGCAGAGAGGCAGUGCAACAACCCUGUCCCGAAGUAUGGUGGAAAAUACUGCCUUGGUGAGCGGAGACGUUACAAGAUCUGCAAUACUGACUCUUGCCAAUCGGAUAAACCUUCCUUCCGUCACAUCCAGUGCAGACAUUUCGACACCAUGCCUUACAAAGGGAAACUCUACAAGUGGAUCCCAGUGAACAACAGAAUUAACCCCUGUGAGCUGCACUGCCGCCCGCUCAGCGAUUAUUUCUCAGAGAAGAUGCUGGACGCCGUCACGGAUGGGACGCAAUGCUACGAGGGCAGCAUCAGCCGGGACAUGUGCAUCGACGGCAUCUGCAAGAACGUGGGCUGCGACUACGAGAUCGACUCGAACGCAGUGGAGGAUCGCUGUGGGGUCUGCCAUGGGAACGGCUCCACAUGCGAGACAGUGAAGAAGACCUUCGAGGAGAGCGAGGGGAUGGGCUACGUGGAUAUCGGGCUGAUCCCAGAGGGGGCGCGGGAGAUCCGUAUUGAAGAAGUGGCGGAAGCUGGGAACUUCCUAGCCUUGCGCAGCCAGGACCCAGAGAGGUAUUUCCUGAAUGGGGGCUGGACGAUCCAGUGGAACGGGGACUACAAAGUGGCCGGGACCACCUUCACCUACGAGAGGAGCGGAAACCUGGAGAAUCUGACCUCACCUGGGCCCACCAGGGAGCCCGUCUGGAUCCAGCUGCUGUUCCAGGAGACAAACCCAGGGGUCCGUUACGAGUACACCAUCCGGAGGGAAUUGGACAACGAUAACGAAAUCCAGCCCCCGGAAUUCUUUUGGCUGUACGGCUCCUGGAGUGCAUGCAGCGCCUCCUGUGGGACAGGUGUUCAGAGGCAGGUUGUGCACUGUUUGGAGAGGAUUGCUGGGAUAGUGGAGGAGCGGUACUGUGACCCCGCCACACGACCUGACGACAAGCAGGCCAGCUGCAACGAGGAGCUCUGCCCGGCCAGAUGGUGGGAGGGAGAGUGGCAGAAGUGCUCAGCUAGCUGCGGGGACACUGGGCUGAUGAAGAGAACCGUUCUUUGUAUUCAGAGCGUCGGGACGGAUGAGCAGAGAGCUCUGCAGCCUUCAGAAUGUCAGCACAUCCCCAGGCCAGAGGCCAUUGCCCACUGCAACAGGGAGCAGCCCUGCCCUGCUCAAUGGACUGUGGGCAACUGGUCAGAGUGCUCUGAAACUUGUGGUGGUGGAAUACAAAGACGUGCCGUAGGCUGCAGUAAAAACACAGGCGCUGAUUGUGAGCCCAGAGAAAAGCCUAUAUCAGAAACAACAUGCAACCCACAGCCGUGUCCCAAGAAGGUGGAGAUCUUUGGAUCAGAGUGGUCUGGAAGUGGAUCGUCGAGCAAAGAACUGUUCAAUGAAAUCGACUUCAUUCCCAAUAACGACAACUAUCAACACCCCGUGCCAGAGCAAGUGAUUCCCAAAUCGCACCGGCCAGACAAAUAUGACGAUCUGAACAAUUUAAUUGAAGACGAUGUUAUCAUCCAUAACCGUAUAGAGCCGACUACCGGCAAAAAUGUGUUUGUGGAUGAUUUUUACUACGACUACAACUUCAUCAAUUUCCAUGAAGAUCUGUCUUAUGACCCUGUCGUCAAAGAAAAAGGAGAAGAAGAAAACAUCAAAGAAAAGAAACCGGGAGUAAAUAGCGUGGGUGGAGAAUCUGACCAAAAUUCACAUCUGAUAAAUGGCAUUGAUAAAGAAUCAUUGGGUCGUCCCAAAGACAACACGACAUCAGCCAUCCCAGAGGAGUCUGAUGCUACAUCAGAGGACUUGCAUCCCACUCGAGAUACACCAUACAAUAGUGUGCUGAUUGAACAAGAGAAUAAGAAUCUCCUGGGUGGGGAAAAUGACAAACAUAAUGAAGCAAAGGAAAGCCCAUAUGAAGAACAGGAGACUGAAACAACAAAGCCAGACCUAGCUGACACUGAAAAGGAGGACGAAGAGAUAUUCUACUUAAUUAACCAUCUGCUACCGGUUGUGAAUCAUACAAAGCAAUAUUUAGAUACAAGGAUACCCAAUUCUUCAGAUAACGAGAAGCAGCCAAAUGGAGGCCUGGCUCCAACAGAUGGUCCAAGUGAGGUAGCUGUGACCGAGAUCCUUCAUAGCAGCCGUUCUAUAAUCCUUCACAGCACUGGUACUGAAAGCUAUGAGACAGACCUCACCGAGGAAGAUAUCCAUGAGCAGAGUUUAGAGGAAGCUGAUGACGGCGAUGAUGAAAACCCACAGGAAGAAUACGAGAGUGAAGAUAAUGAUUUUAAUCAAGAGGGUUUCAGUGAAACAGAUGAAAGCGAUGACGUCGAUGAAGAUGUGAGUGAAGGUCUAAACGGCAUUAUUGACGAUGAGGAGGAUGUUAUUGAUGAUCUCAUUUUUAGUAUCGGAGAGGAUGAUGAAACGGGAGAUGAGGACAUUGAUUCCAGGAAUGAGAAUGAUUUCAGUCGGGAUGGCAUGAGCGUGAUUGAACAAGAUACUGCAGUAGGAGAUAGCAAUGAACAUCUUCCCAAAAAUAUUGAAUUGGAAAGGUACUUGACAUCCAAGGAGCCCCCUGAAACCCCCCUAGAAUUGUCUGAUGAACUGUAUACUCCGAUCAUUUCUUCUUCUGAAGCCAUCCCUUUUACCUCAGAGCCACCAAUAACAACUAUGCCAAACCAGUACAAUUUAAAUCCUAUAUCAGUAGGACUUGCAUUUGAUGGACAGGACUCGGGUCAUUAUAAUAAAGUAGGCGAUCAUGAGUAUGACCCUUCAGAUUCAGAACCAGAUUCUGCAACACGAAGAACAAAACCAACAACAGAGAAAAUUCAAACCACAGCUUUCUCCAUGCUCCACACUCCAGAGUCACUCCCGCCCAUUAUAGAGCAUCCAGCAGGGCACGGUUAUCCCCGGCAUACCAGACCUGAAUCCAACAGCCAGCCACCACAUAACAGGCCCUUUGAAGAAGAUCUGUUAGAUUCACAGACAGACUUCUAUUCCACAAGUUCAACCCCAGUUACAGUAACUCAGUUGGGGUUUCCACAAGGUGAAGUCUAUGGGGUUCCAGCUUCUGCAGAUGAUUUUUACCAAAAACAUGUAACUGCUCAGCCUUCUCAGGGGACACCCAAGAAGAAUAAAGCCCUCACCACCACCACCACCACCGCCAGCACUACAGAGUGGCCGGAGAUUGAUGCCAAUGAAAUCGUAGUUCCCGAGCACAUGCUGAGGCACAGGCACGAAGACAGAGCGCACCAAACUACAGAUUCACCUGACAGUUCAAGCCAUACCAGUAGGUACCAUCUUCAGAGGAAUCUUCAAGAGCCGUCCACGACAGCACUUGCAAAUCCAACAGAGCCUCUGCUGUCUACACAGUCGGCCAACAAAGACACAAGUGCGGCUGCUUUCUGGAGCAUGAGCCACUGGAGUGCAUGCUCCACGAGCUGUGGUCUGGGAGCGAUUUGGAGGACAGUGCAGUGCAGCAGCCUCCGGGACACAGACUGUGACAUCACCAAGAAGCCAGCCCCUGCCCGGAGGUGCUACCUGAGACCCUGCUCGGCAUGGCGUGUGGGAGAAUGGGGCAAGUGUUCCAGUAACUGUGGGGGAGGGAUGAAAGUGCGUGAGGUGCAGUGCACUGACACUCGAGACCGGAGGCCAUUGAGGCCCUUCCACUGCCAGGCAGUCUCCCACAAGCCCCCGCUGCAGAUAUCCUGCAACUCCAGACCCUGCAUGGACUGGUACACCUCGUCAUGGAGUGAGUGCUCAGAACUGUGUGGAGGAGGGGAGCAGGAGCGCUUCGUCACCUGUCCCGAGGUCGGAAGAUGUCAGGAGUCCAUGCAACCCAACAGCACCAAGGGGUGUAACGUGCACCCCUGCACCAAGUGGGUGGUGGGGUCCUGGGGCCAGUGCACUGCUACCUGUGGAGGGGGGAUACAGCGGCGACUAGUGAAGUGUAUCAACACCAAGACCGGCGAUGCUGAGGAGGACAGCAGCCAGUGUGACCACGAGCCCUGGCCAGAGAACACACAGAAGUGCAACACGCAGGAGUGCAACAAUGCCGAACCAAGUCACACUUGUGUAAGAAAUCGCCUGACCUUCGGUUUCUGCCAGACCCUGAAGCUCCUGGGACGGUGCCCCCUCCCUACUGUCCGGGUGCAGUGCUGCCAGACCUGCACUGUGGGGGGCCACGGGGUCCGAGAACGGGGCAACGAGCGUGCCACACGUAGGUGAGAGGCGGAGACAGAAAAGCGCCAGCGUUACCACGACGAUCCUUUAGCACCCUGUUGCCUUAUUAAAAGAGAAGAGAGAAAUGACCCGUAGCAACUUACAGUACAAAAGUUCACAGAAUGCGGCUAGCAAACAGAAGAAUAUCUUAGAUCUGAUUGGUUGGGAAACCACCAAUCAGCGUUUACAUCUGGGGUCGCCCAGACGAAAUUCAGGUACCGCUGGUUGGCAUGGAAACAUGGAGACAUGUCUGGUUGAACCAAUCAGAUACUGUGUAAUCUCUCCUUGCUACAGGUUUGUCAAAGCAGACCAAAGUGCAACCACCAGUAACUUGAAACCUUUAAAGACGGUGCUACGAUCAAUGAGAGCGGUGCUAUCGACAGUCCUGCAUUCUUCGCUUGCUGUGGGGGUGUUGGCAGGCCAGCACAGUAACUUUCCAUACUUGAUCUGUGGUUUUAUAUAUAUAUAAUAUUUUAUAUCAGUGUCUUUGUGGCAGCCCUAUCCAGUUAAAAAAAAAAAAAAAACAGGAAAGUAAAUACACAUUAUUUGUGUUCAUUGAAUAGAUCUAGAAUUUCCAGAGCAAUCAUUUUAUAUUUUUGUUUGGUUUGUAAGAAACAUAGGAAUAUAUUUACUGAUAAACAGAUUAACAGAGUAGGUUUAAAAGACUAUAAAACACAAAUGUAUUUGUAAUGUUCCUGUGGUGGCAAGUCUACUGCACUAACAUGACAAUUCAGUGAGUCUUCGGUUAAGGUUCUGCACCAUUGUUGAGUUUAGGAGUGGGAAUCCACUGUUACUCUGCACCCAUUGUAUAAAUAAGGGCUCCAUUCUCACAGCCGCUUACUCCAAAUCAUUAUCGCAAGAGAAUAAAAACCAUUUACUCUAUAAACCCUAUCAGGAGAGUGCUCACAAACCCCUACAUUAAAUCUCUGAGCUGUUUGUUUGUGGACUGGUAACUUUACUGGGUACAUUUCUACCAGCUGUCAAAUUUUUGCUAAUGAUGGUUUUGAAUAAAUGUUUUUAUGAAUCUAGCCCAGUGUCCUUAUGCAUUGAUUAUAUGUUUCCCAGUGAGCUGUAAACAUUUUUGUUUUGCAUUCGUAGAAGGUAGCAAGGACACUUUUAUAUUGUGUGAUCAGUUCUGUACUAAAAGUUGUUUGUCCUCAAGUCACAAGUUUGCUAUGCAUGUUAAGAUCUGUAUUUAAGAUGUACAAUGUAUCUGUUUGGUACGGGUGAUGGUGUCUGUUGUUAGCAUUUCAAAUGUGUUCUAUUUUAAACAACGUUAUACACAGAGGAUAAAGACAGAGUCCAGAGUCGUAUAUAUUUUCAAUUAGGCUGUUUAGCUGAAAAAACCCACAGGACACAUUUCAAAUACAUAGUGGUUGAGAUGAAUAUAAUAAUAAUCUACCACCCCUUACCAUCCAGAUGAAUCUUGUGAGUCACAUGGGGAACUGGUUCUAGAACUCUGCAACACAACGGAAUGUGCAAGCUGCUGAUGCAUGCUUCCAGCCCCUUCUGACUAAUACAUUCAAUUCAAUAUUUAAGGAGAUUUUGGAACAAAGUCUAAAGGAGCAAGUACCACUAUUCUAACACUGCAAUGUUAUGCUGGAGGUAUGUUAGCUAUGGUUCUGGGAUUUUUCUUCAUUCCAGUUAACACACAAUACAUAACAUAUAGAGAGAGCACUCCAGAGCGGUAAUGAGGUGUUGCUUCAUGAAAGUUUGUGUACUAUUCUAGUAAAGUACACUGGAUGGUAAGGAAAGCAUGUUUGAAACUAAAUUAAACAAUUUCAUUUGGGGCAUGGCUUUCCUUUUAUUAGCUGGAUUUGAAUGAAUGCAAGAUUGAUUCCACUGUAUAUCUUCACACAGUAGCACUGCUCACGGAAAAGUAUUUUUCUUGUUGUAUACACAGAUGUAUUUUUUUGUAUAAUACAGUACGGCCAAAUAAUGGGAGCAGUUGUCUGAUUAUGUGCAAUGAUGUGCUUUAAUUAAACUAAACUCUGUAGCUUGCUCUGUUUCAACCAUUGACCUCAGCUUCUAAAUGAUCAUCUGGAAUAUUUAGUCCAAACCCUGUAUAUCUAUAAAGGGUGUGCACACUGCUCUUCUGUUGGUAUUCGUUCUUGUUCUUUUGUUUUGUCAUGGUUUUUGUAAUUUCUUUUUAAACUAUUUAAAACUUGUUUUGUAUUCCCAUCAAUUCCAAGAUUGUAAUAAUAAAAAAAAUAAAAAAAACAA
Acipenser ruthenus (sterlet) is the source of this 8515-nucleotide messenger RNA. Its product is annotated as A disintegrin and metalloproteinase with thrombospondin motifs 7-like. The record is from RefSeq and is a predicted model, not a curated record. NCBI's taxonomy places the organism in Eukaryota, Metazoa, Chordata, Actinopteri, Acipenseriformes, Acipenseridae. Gene Ontology annotation, biological process: extracellular matrix organization; proteolysis. The transcript is spliced from 24 exons. Bases 359 to 6298 code for a protein of 1979 amino acids. Gene Ontology annotation, cellular component: extracellular matrix. Gene Ontology annotation, molecular function: metalloendopeptidase activity.